This is a messenger RNA of Betta splendens (Siamese fighting fish), 897 nucleotides long. Its product is annotated as tumor necrosis factor receptor superfamily member 14-like. Gene Ontology annotation, biological process: positive regulation of cytokine production involved in immune response; signal transduction; defense response to Gram-negative bacterium. Gene Ontology annotation, cellular component: external side of plasma membrane; membrane. Lineage: Eukaryota; Metazoa; Chordata; Actinopteri; Anabantiformes; Osphronemidae. The record is from RefSeq and is a predicted model, not a curated record. The transcript is spliced from 6 exons. Bases 108 to 788 code for a protein of 226 amino acids. Gene Ontology annotation, molecular function: transmembrane signaling receptor activity; protein binding.
UUUUUUAAAUAUGAAGAAAGGAGACCUGAUAUAGAUAUCUGACUCUUACUUCUCUCUGUUCUUCAAGUGAUCUGAACACCCUGACUCUGAAACUAUACCCACUUAAAAUGAGAUUCGGGAGACAACAGUGGUCAACUGCAUCUCUGCUGAUAUUGAUGGUGAAAGUCAUCAGUGGACACACACUCAAAUGUCAACCGGCUGAGUAUCAGAUACGAGAUGAAUGCUGUCCACUAUGUCCUGCUGGAAGUCGAGUUAAGACAGAUUGUAAAGUGGAUAGAAGUACAUCCUGUCUGCCCUGUUUGUCUGGAACCUACAUGGAUCAUCCCACUGGACUUAAAAAAUGCUUAAUUUGCACAAACUGUGAUAAAGGUUCUGGUCUGAAAACGAAGAAGCCAUGUACAAUAACAUCAGACACAGUUUGUGAACCACUGGAAGGAUUUUACUGUGCGAAGUCUUCAGAUAACGACUGUGAUGUGGCGAAGAAACACAGAAGCUGUGAACCAGGACAAUACAUCAGUAAGAAAGGAACCGCAUCCUCUGACUCUGAGUGCUCUGACUGCAGUGAUGGAACCUUCUCAGAUGGAUCAUUUACAUCCUGUCGACCACACACACAGUGUGAAUCAGACCUUCAGGUGUUAAGACAAGGAACAGCUUCAGCUGAUGCUGAGUGUGGAGAAGAAGAUUUGAAGAAGAAAACAAUUUGGAUAAUAUUAUCGGUUGUUGUAUUUCUUGCCUUAAUAGUAUGUACAGUUUUCUUUGUUAGGUGGAAGAGGAAGAGAAAAAGGUAAGAUUUUUCUUUAAUGGAUGAACAUACCUCAGAUACUUUACUUAAAACCUUGUACCAAACAGUUGAUGUGCUAAAGCUGUCUUUUUCUUAUUGCGCCUGAUUUUUAGGUU